Molecule: messenger RNA, 5989 nt
Organism: Monopterus albus (swamp eel)
Lineage: Eukaryota; Metazoa; Chordata; Actinopteri; Synbranchiformes; Synbranchidae
Gene: flrt2
Product: fibronectin leucine rich transmembrane protein 2
Exons: 2
Coding region: 1030-3012 (660 amino acids)
Molecular function (GO): protein binding
Source: RefSeq, a predicted model, not a curated record
AGAGAGAGAGGACAGGGAGAGAGAGAGCUGAGCAGAGCACACACGUCGCACUAUCAACUAGAUCCAUCUACGAAACAAUUCGCAGGGAGAACGGGUCUGAGCUGCGUAGACACUAAAGGCAAGUUUGAGUUCCCCACUGAACAGUGCACCGGCGGCCACAGCUGGCCGUCAUGGACCCGGGCAGAUCAGGCUGCGGACACCUCGAUGAGUGCGUCCUCACCGUUUGGGCAGAGUGUGGAAGGGGAGAAGUGGGCGCUGCGAUCAUCCUGCCGCCGCUUUCUUCGCUCCCCAUGCGCAGCAGACGGUGCUGAGUUAAAGCGGAGGAGCUGCGUAGUGAAGCGCCCGGGAGCUGGAAAACUAAAAAGUGCGUACAGCGGUGUGGACGGACGCGCAGCCACAACCGGCGGGGGCGACCCAUGCAGGCAAAUAUGCUGUUCCGUAGACUCACCGGAUUCACGCUGCUGAUCCGAACCGACUCACACCAGUGUUACCAAACGGACCUUUACGCACGGUCAUACAGCAGGACCGCAUGAAGGACAGCUGCUCAAAGAAAGGGGGAAAGUUGAACGCGGUAGUGGGGGUUUUAAUGGACAAAGGCUCGCCAAAGGUCUCUGGAUCCAAAUGUCACCCCCCUUGGACUCUGCCCCGUUUGGGGACCAUCAAUGUGUGACGGACAGGCGAGUGGAGCCUGCGGUGGCUCUCUACUGUGUGGCUUCAAAUUGGCCCUGGCUGAGCUCUGUAUGGAGUGACGAAUGAAGAGUCCUGCUUUGGUCUGAUGUCUCAGCAUGGAUGGAGUCAGUCAGAGGACUGGCCACCACUAAUGAGGCUAUCGCUCUUCAGCUGAGGACGAGCAUUUUCAGGAUUACACCCACAGUUUCCUGCUCUUUUCCCACCUAACUGCAUCAUUACCAAACGAUAGGUGGACUUUUCGUGGGUUUGGUUUUUGGUGGAUAUAUAUUGACUUUCUGAUUUAUUCCCUCCCAGUUCUUUUUAUUGUUGGUUUCCCUUUUCCCUUUUUGUUUUUCCACUAUGGAGUUUCUGGCUGGACCCUGGAAUAGAGAUUGGGCUUCAUUCUUGCAGUUUAUGUUGACUGUCAUCCUAAGCCUCCAAAUGCAAUUCAGACCUGGUGCCUCUUGCCCGGCAGAGUGUCGUUGUGACAAAUCGUUUGUGUACUGCAACGAACGCAGCCUGACAUCAGUGCCUCUGGGGAUACAGGGGGGCUACAAGGUCCUGUACCUACAUAACAACCAGAUCAACAAUGCUGGCUUCCCUGUGGAAUUUCACAAUCUGGCCUCUGUGGAGAUGGUUUAUCUGUAUGGCAACCAGCUGGACGAAUUCCCCAUUAAUCUGCCAAAAAACACUAGGGUCCUGCAUCUCCAGGAGAACAAUAUCCAAACAAUCUCCAAGGCAGCCCUGGCCCAGCUGACUCAAUUAGAGGAGCUGCAUCUCGAUGAUAACUCCAUCUCCACAGUGGGGGUGGAAGAAGGGGCCUUUAGAGAGGCAUUAAGCCUCAAACUCCUCUUCCUUACCAAGAACCACUUGAGCAGCGUUCCCAUUGGCCUUCCUGAAGACCUGAAGGAGCUGCGGUUAGAUGAGAACCGCAUUGCUGUCAUUGCAGAAGAGGCCUUCCAGAAUGUGACACGCCUGCAGCGCCUCCUGCUGGACGGAAACCUGCUGACGGAUGAGGGCAUUGCUCCCGGGACCUUCCGGGACCUCGUCAAUCUUCGUGAGCUGGCUCUCGCCCGCAAUUCACUGACCUUUCCCCCACCUCUCCUACCUAGCCAGUCACUGGUUAAACUCAGCUUACAGGAGAACCAGAUUGACCAGAUCCCUGUGGCAGCCUUCACUGGCCUAAAUAGGCUGGAAAAACUAGAUAUCUCCAGCAACCAACUUCAGACUCUAACACAGGGUGUGUUUGAUAGCUUGUCGAGCCUAAAGCAUCUCAUUGUGCGUAAUAACCCCUGGCGCUGUGACUGUGCAGUGAAAUGGGUGGUGGUGUGGCUCAAGUCACUACCUUCCUCAAUUAACGCCCGAGGGUUUGUGUGCCUAAGUCCAGACAAGGUGCGUGGCAUGAUGAUCAGAGAGCUCACACUGGAUAUUAUUGACUGCCCUGUCGAUACUGACCAGCCGCCUUGGCCCACCCUCCGCUCCACACCCCCUCCUCCACCCACCACCCCUCCUGUCACCACCAUGAUAUCCAACCUCAUCACCACAUCCACCCCCUACUACUUUGACUCGCCCUCCCCUCCCCUACCCCCGAUCCAUAACAACCCUCCUGGGCCCCUGCCUCCUUAUGAGGAUCCCCUACAGAUCUCCUUCAAUGUGGUCAACUCCACUAGUAUUGAGGUGAGCUGGGAUUCCUAUUUCACUGUCAAAGCCUACAAGAUCACAUGGGUGAAAAGGGGCCAAAGCCAAAUCAACCAAGGAAUGCGUGAGCGAACAGUGAGUGGGGGUCUGCGGCAAAUCAGCCUCACCAACCUGGAGCCCCGGUCUGUGUAUCGGAUCUGUGUGCACAUGCUGGACACCCUUAACUCCUACAGGCCUGGAGAGGAUACUAUAUGUUCUGAGGCUAGGACCAAGUCUGCCUUGUCUACUAAGCCUCCUGGCAGAGACCAAGGUCCUCAGGAGAGCAUCAACUCCACACUGCUAAUGGCUGGGAUCAUAGGUGGGGUGGUUCUUAUCAUCCUGGUAACUCUACUCAGUUUGUUCUGCUGGCACAUGCACAGGAAGAGCCGGUCAUCUUCGACCAAGUGGAAAUACAACCGAGGCAGGAGAAAAGAUGACUAUUGCGAGGCUGGAACCAAGAAGGAUAACUCCAUUCUGGAGAUGACUGAGACCAGUUUCCAGAUAGUGGCGCUGAACAAUGAGCAGCUGCUCAAGGGAGAUUUCCGCAUUCAACCCAUCUACACACCCAAUGGGGGCAUUGGAUUUAGAGACUGUCACCUCAGUAAUAACAGUAUAGCCUACUGCAAGAGCAGCAAUGUGCCCAGUACAGAUUUCAGUCACACGUGAUGCAGCAGCAACUAGUACAGUUGCACACACAAACACACACAUACAAGAAACAUUUAAUAAAUGCAUAAAUACAUACACAUACACUGUUUGUGUAGGCAACCAUAAACAUAAAAAUUCUAGUGAAAUAUACCUGUACUAUAUAUAUUUCCAAGUUCUGUCUAAGGUGUAAUUUAUACUGUGGAUAAUGUGGGAUUCUCUGCUAUCUUUUUUAUUCUUAGAAAAAGAGAUACAAGUGUUUCUUUGUUUUAUAACCAGCAGGGUUUGAGUUGUUUUAAUGGUCAGUACUGUACACGAACAUGGAUUUGUACAAUCACGGCACCUUGGGUGUAGCUUCUGAUGAACGCUGUCAGCCUUGGAAACAUUGAGGCGUUUAGAGGGCUGGGAUCCUUUGCUAACCACAGAAGCAAAAUAUGGCCUUUUUGCGCUUUGACACGCUGCAAACCCUCCCCAGUACAACAGAACAGUAGUAAAGGCAACAUAGCACAGGGCAAAUCCAAACACUGCUGAUGAGAGCGCUGUGAAAAUGUAGCACUGGUUCGUUGGUGGCAUGGUGUAAAAAACAAUUGAAGUGCACUUUCUUCUUAAUGGGAGCACAGCAAGAAAUGAGCAGUGUUGUCGAUCACAUGUAAAGGAUUGUUGUGUCAUUGGUGCUUUUGGAAAGCCUGGACUGAGAUUUCCCAAAAGUGCUUUAACACUAAAAGCAUCUUUGUUCUAUUGAUUUACAGUAGAACAAAAGUGGGCUUAGUCUAGAGACACUUUUGGAGAACUCUGUCUUUUCUAGCACGUUUUUUUGUUUUUGUUUUUGGUGAUUAUUAGCAUGAGUUUAAAAAGCAACAAAGGGUCAUUUUCCCUAAUUAGGUGCAUGGAUGUGGUGAGACACGGAGCUCCUUUUGAAGAAAUUCCCUUUGUUCUGCUUCUUUUUUUUCUUUGUUUUGACAAGUGAGACCACAAGGGGGCAGUUACCCUCAGUGUCAUGUGUGGGACAGGAAUAGAGGACAAAACAGACAGGAGAGAUCACUUUUCCUCCACCAUUCCUCUGGAGUCCAUUACCCAGAUGACAUUACUCAUUCCCAAACAGCAUUGUUUAGAGUAUUAUUGCUCAUCUAGCUACUCAGUGAUGUGGACUCAUUUAAAACUAACAGUGUUUUCUGUGUUUGGCAGCUAAAUUAUAUGGAUUUUCACCACUGUCCUCUAUCACGAGGGAAGGCCUUUGACUGUGUGUGUGUUUGGAGACACACACAUAAUGCUAAUUAUACACCCACUUAUUUUAGCCUUGUCCCAGCAUUCAUUAGGAUUUUUGGAUAAAUUAAGAAAUUACAACAAUGAGUUCGCACUCCGCCCAUGAUCCUCACAGUGCACAGUUGUGACUGAGCAGCUCAUAUAGUGCCUCAUCAUUUAUCCUUUCGUACCCAUUUACAGUAUGAGGCAGCCUAUUUUAUUUACGAUUUGCUCACCUGAACAGUGCAGCUGCUCACUUCACAAUACUAGUAUCUAAAAUGAUGAUGCUCACCCAGUCCACCCUGAUUUUCUGUCUUUUAUUCCUGUCUGCUGUCUCACUGUCUGUCUCUACACCUCUGAUCGCUGCAUGGGCUCAAUUAAAACAGUUUCCCUACCCUUCAGCUCACGGGCUGUGGUGGCAGCUCUCUGCAUGUGAGGUGCCAGCGAGAGGUCUUCAUUAUGCACUUCUUCAGAAGACUUGAUUUGAUUUGACAAGAUUUUAUUUUGAGGGGCCAAGCUUAAAGAAUUCCCAGCACCGACCCGUCUGCUGCCUCUCUUUCUUUUCCUCCUCUUCUCAUAAUCCCCGACCAAAAAGGGGAGAAAAAUAUGUAGACCUUAUUUUCACUUGGCUGCAUGGAGCUCACACUGGGACAGAGAGUGUGUUAACUCUUUGUGAGACACGGAGAUUCAGCUGCAAGAACAAACACAGUAGAGAAUUAACACAAUCUAGGCCAAAUGUUUGGAGUAAAAUGACUUUUUAAGGGCUUGUACUCGAGUUAUUCCAGAGUGUUGUGAUCUUGAAAUUCCAGCAAUAGCUCAUAUGGACUUUAAGUUAAGGUGAUGCAUUCAUGUCCCUGCAUUUAAAAUCUGUUUAACAAACAUAACAUUCUGAACAUUAACAAACAGGAAUGAAUUAAAUAAUCUGUCUUAACAUGCCAUUUAGUGUGAUAUUAUGUCUUAAAAAUCUUGUUUACAAUGAGAAAACAGACACAUUUUUCACUUAUAUGUCAAGUUUAUUUUUAAUGCAAAUAGCAAUGUGUUGAAAAAAUAUUAUUGAGAGACCAUCAUUUUGAGAAAUCAUUUAUUUCACUUUAGAUGAGAAAAGUGAUACCACACACACCUCUAUGCUAAAUAUGAAGCAGCUGCUAGCAGCCAGUUAGCUUAACUUAGCAAAGCAACUAGCUUGGCUCUUUCCAAGGGUAUGAAAUUAUCAAUUGUAGAUUUUUUUUGUACAAAUAAGACAAACAAUAUAUAUUGUGUUAAUAUGUAAGCUUUACAAAUGCUUAGGUGUAUUUUGUUAUUUUGGACAGAGUAGCCUUACUACCAUUUUUGGUCUUUAGGCUAAGCUAAGGUAAUUGAAUCCUGGUUUACAGCUUCGCAUUUACCAUAGAGAUAUAAGAUUGGUAUCAAUAUUUGCAUACCUCUUGGCAAUAAAUGCAAAAUGUCAAACUGAGCCUUUAAGUGAAAAGAAAAAGUAAAAGAACUUGAUUUGAAUUGGAAUGAUCGCAUUCCCCUGACAAAUGAUGUAAGACUAAAUACUUUAAUACAUGACUUGUCUAGAUGGAUUUUUUAUGUUGGGUUUAUUAUUAUGGCGCUCUUCUGUGGUUAUCAAAGCAUUUCCAAUUUUUAUUUUACUACUUUUCUACUAAUAUCCACAUCGGCACACCUAAUACGCAGAUGCACCAGGCUGCCCUGACCCACGCUUUGAUCUAUCUUGCUUAAAAAUCAUGAAGCCUAACCUACUGACAGUUCACAUAUG